Molecule: messenger RNA, 3081 nt
Organism: Leptopilina heterotoma
Lineage: Eukaryota; Metazoa; Arthropoda; Insecta; Hymenoptera; Figitidae
Exons: 5
Coding region: 1645-2973 (442 amino acids)
Source: RefSeq, a predicted model, not a curated record
UCCCAUGUGAGCAGCAGAAUACAUCGACCGAAGGCAGAAAAUCAUAAGAGUGAAAAGAACAACAAUAUCUACCUAUCUCUUUCUCUUUUGCACUCAAGAUUUUCUACUGUCGGUCGACACAUUCUGAUCACAUAAGAUCGCACCCUAAGGGAGCAUUUACACCUUCGGUAAAAUUUUCCAGAACGGAAAAUUUUUCAUUGGAGUAAGAGAGACAGACUGUGUAUUUGACUCUCUUACUCCAAUGCAAAUAUUCCUUUCUGAGCAAUUUUUAUAGAAGGUGUAAACCCUCCAUGAGUGUUAAGCAGGUGAUAAGGCCUAAGCAGAAUAAGUUCGCGAACACAAAGCAUGAGUUAGAAAAGGACAGAGAUAUAUUUGUGUCCUUGUCUAUCUCAUGUGUCUCGUUCGCGAACCUAUUGUGCGUUGGACUUUAAGGUACGGUCUCACCUCGGCUGCCUGACUGCAGGUCGUCAUGGCAAUACAUUAGAGUAAGAGAGUCAGACAAUUCAAAUUGUGUUUUCUCUCCCUUACUCUAGUUGCGGCUACCUGCGCAGGCAGCCAAGUUGUGGCCGUGCCAUAAGUAGGAGAAAAAUAUACGUGUAUCUCUCUCUCCCUUAUUAUUCAAUGCCGUAGCGUUCGAACCAGGAAGGAAGAGUAAGGAGACCGAACUCUGUGCAGAUAGCGCUUUGAAAAUGUCUGAGAAAUAUGCACGAAAAGUGCCAGGUUCGAUUCGUUCUAGUCGACCACCAAAUAAGUUGAUCAUGCGCAUAAGCUGUGUUGUGUCUCUGUUUCUCGUAAAAAUUGUGCGAGUGAGAUGUAAUAUCUAAUGUUUACAUUUAGCCGGUCUUAGUGAGAUACAUAUAUAAUACAUUUCGUUUUAAAAAUUAUUUAUUUAUUUUAUUUAAAAAAAUGUCGUGUUGUGUGCCAGGAUGUAAAGAAAGAAAAAGAGUCUAAAAACAUUAGUCUCUUCUAUCCUUCUACGGUAUGUAAAUAUACUCUAGUUAUAAACAUAAUUCUUCUUAACCAUUUUCGCAAAAUUUUUCCUUUUUUAUAAAUAUAUUAUUAAAUUAUUUCGGAAAUCUAAAUAAUAUCACAAUUACAAAUAAAUAAAUUUGCUUUUCAAAUUAACACAGUUUAAACUAUGUAAUAUUUACCUUGACAUAACCACACUUUUCAUCUAUGUCAACACUGAACUAAAGUUCAGUGUUGACAUAGAUGAAAAGUGUGGUUCAAUGCGCAUGAUCGACUUAUUUGGUGAUCAACUAGAACACAGUGAGUCUGGCACUUUUCGUGCAUAUUUCUCAGACAUUUGUAGAAGCAGAGUUCGGUCUCCUUACUCUUCCUUCCUGGUUCGAACACAAGCAUGCAGCGCCUCACUUUUGCAAACGACUUUCGCGAAGCGAUUGUGUAUUGACCUUUACAAGACAAAACGCAAAAGAGAAAGAGGUAGCCAUGUAGUUACCGUCUCGUGUCCCACCCUGAACAAAGUGACUAGAAGUGCAUAUUUAGUGUAAACAAUUGAACAACAACGCUUGUGGAUUCUGCUUGCUGUUUAUAUUAUCUUUAAAAAAGGAUUGUAAAGAAAAAUUAUUCCAUGUAGAUAUUAAAAUUUUAAUAAGAAAAACAACACUACGAAUUUAGCGAAAGAUGCAGACUAAUAUUGACUCGAAGGGGGUAAAAAGAGGACGUUGCGAACAGUGUAACGAAUGUCCAGAGUUUGAAUGGCGACAAGAUUCAAAGAGCUCCCGAUGCGGUUAUUGCGAUUGUGUCCCAAUUAGUCAUAAGAGACAUUCAGAAUCCCUUGAGGAAGAAAUUAACAAUACUCAUGAUUUAUCGGACAAUUCUUUCAUUGAUCAAGGAAUACACAAUGAAAGUAGCGAAGAAAAAAACCUAGAUGAAACUAUUGAAGAAAAUUCGGGAUCAAACGUGCCUGAAUCAGAAAAUAAUAGUGGAGACGAAGAAAUUUUAGAAAUGAAUGAAACGACUGACAUAAGUGUUUUCAUGAGGAUCGAAUUACCAAAGGAAACGCAGGAAUUAAUAGAUAAAAAGGAAAAACUAACAGAAAGUCAAAAAUCAUUAAUAGUACGACUAAUUUCGAAAAAUAUGAUCGAUGCAGGUUUCGAUAAUCCAUGCGUUAUCGAGGAAAUGUCUAUCCUGUUGACAGACAAAUAUCCGCAAUAUUUUGAAUGUGCAUAUGGUGCGAAACAUGAUCAGACACAUGCACGAAUGAAAAACUGUUUUAAAUAUUUGAGAACAAAGGAUAAAAAGAGUUCACGUUGUAAAGGAACUUCAUCGAGUAAAGUUGAACCAAAAAAACCUAGCAUGAAGAAGGAAUUGCAAUCGACCAGAAAGUCCAGAAUGAUGGCCAUUAGUAAAGUGAAUGCCUCAGAAAUUUUAGAUAGGUAUCCCGCACUCCGAAGAAAGGAUAUGCUUCUUGAAGAAUUUUGCCAGCUGAUAAAUUUAACUGCUAAUGAUUUGAAGCAGAAUUGGAUUGAGAUACUCCCCAAAGUAAUUACUGCUUUGCAAAUUUCUGGAAAAAAUCUUUCUUUUGAUGGUCAGACCAUGGCUGUAUUAUAUCAUCUGCCUAAAUUAUUCACAAAGGCAAAAGAAGGCGGAAAAAUUCUUAACUGUUUUCCGAGUGGAACGCCAAUCGCGAAUACUAUUCCGGGUGUUGAUGAGGCUCCAAAAUUGAUAGCUAUAGCAAACAGGCCAUUGAAUAUGAUGCACACAAUGUGCUACAUAGAUGGCACACCAAUUUUUGAAGCACACGGCUAUGAAGCCAUACUUCUAUUGCUAGCCGUCUAUUGGAUAUUUCAAGUCCAAUUUCCGGCAAACGCUAAACAGCAGUUUGCAUUUAUUUCAAUAUCCAUUUUAAGAGAUGUGGCAGUAAAAGACAUUGAUGCAAACAUCUUAAAAAAGAUAACAUUAACAAAUGUUUUAAAAAGUUGCGACUUACUGCCAACUUCCUCAACUUAAAGUUAAAUUUAUUUUUAAGAACUUAAGUCAUAAAUGUAAAUACAAUUUACUAAUGUGAUAAUUUCUUAAGGUAUAGUUUAUUGCAAAUUUGUUGUUUAUUUCUUUGGU